UGUUUUCAUUUGAAUCUCUUUGUGUUUUAAUCUUUGGUCAAUUGUUUUUCCAAUUAAAAGGUCAAAUUAAUUAAUUGUCUGUGUUGUUAAUAAAACGAAUUGUUUGAUCAACUGUGAAUUUAUCAACUCUAAGGAUGGAAUUGUUUUCCAAUCUAAUGGAUUUCCAGUGAUUCCAAUGGACUGAUCUAGAUUGCAACCAAAAGACUAUAAACUAUAAGUUAAUUUCAUCAUUUGUUUUGUGUUUUGUGUUUUAAGUUAAUUUGUGAUAAACGAAGGACAAAGUGAUUGGUGAUUAAUUAAUUGCCAACAAUCAACCAUCAAAAUGGAAGCCACUCUUCGGGCUUUUUUAAACAUUUUCCCUGAGAAAAUGAAAAAACGGACAAUCUGGUAUCUUUUUGAUAGAUACUUGGGACACUUUUUAAGAGAGAAAUUAACUCUCGAUCAACUAUCUAUUGAUUUGAUUGAUGGAAAAGGAUGUAUCAAUGAGAUCGAUUUAGAUGUUGACUCAUUGAAUGAAGAAUUAUCAUUUUUACCUGUUAAAUUUGUCGACGGUUGUUUCAUUGAAGAGAUAUCAGUUUAUGUUCCUUGGUCAUCUCUGUUGACUGAAUCGUGUUCACUUCAAAUCAAAGGAGCAACAGUGAUCUGUCAACUUGACCAUGAACUUGACGGAAGGAACCAAAUGGAGUCCGAUUAUUUAACUCGGUCCAUCAUGAGCAGUUCGAUGCAAUUGGCUGAGGAAAUUGUGCAAACUAAUCAAGAAGAAGAUAAAUUCGAGGGACUGGAAAUAUUCGCUCAGUUGAUAGACUCAGUUCUCCGUCGAGUGGAACUGAUUGCCAUUGAUACUCGUUUUAUCCUGCGAAGUAAAAGGAAACAACCACGAAAUGCAUCGACCAUUAAGAUGAACAAAGGAAGUGACGACUAUUGUGAUUUGGAGAUUCGAGUGGCUCAUUUAAGGUGUCGAGAGAAUGUUAAAGAAGAGGAGGAAGACGAGGAGAAAGAGAAAGAAAAUGUCAACAUGGCUCCGAAAAGGAUUCGAAAGAAACUGGACAUUACCGAUAUCGAAAUCUUAUUGGAUGGAGACACGAUAUGUACACUUAAAGAUACUCAUGUGAUGGAAGUGAAUGUAAAAGACUCUGCGUGCGCCAUCCAAGUGCAUUUGGCUUCCAUUUUAACGGGAAUUUUAAAAAAGAAUCAAAUAAAUGAGCUUAUCAACAUCGCGAGUCCCAAAGAAUCUGGUCAAGAAUAUGAAAGUUUCCAUAGACAAGGAGAGAAGGCGAUGACCGCCCUGGACUAUGCUCGAAUAGAACAACAAUUACGAAUGGAUUCUGCUCGAUUCCAUUUGGGUUCGUCUCGGAACAACCUGUUGGGUGGAUUCGCAGGCGAAUCUUGUAGUGCCUGGACAAGUGGUGGGGAAACUUUCGAGUCGUGUCAGACCACAGCCUUCAUGCCAAUAGACUAUUCGAAUAGUCGUCGAAACUGUGAGACAAAAGACACAAAGAGUUUUAAUUGUGCAAUCAAAUUACCAGGAAUCGCCGUUUGUUUGGUUGGAUCAAACUACUUGGGCGAAUGUAAAGAAAUUAAUCCGAAAGUGAUGAGUUUGCAUGAAAUUAACUGUUCCCUCGAUGAAAUGAUUACUUGUUACCAUUUAAGGUUAAUCACUGUUCCAAUUCAUAUUAAUCUUGAUUCUUCUGGUUGGAAGAUAAAUUCUGGUGACAUUUGGAUCGGUGAACGGAACCAAAGAGGUUUGUGUCCACUAAUUUGGACAGAGCCCCGGACACUGGUCAGUAGUGGACCAGAAAAUGUCCAUCAACAAUUUGGACUGCCCAUCAAAUCUUCAAAUGAUCAAGAUCUUAGUUUCUCUUGUAUAAUAACAAAUGAAAAGAUUGAAAUUGGGACGAAACAUUUAACCAAUUUGAUUGUUGAUCCAACGCUUUUGGAAAGGAUCGAGAGAUAUUUGCCUUGGAUUUCCGAUGGAUCAGGAUCAUCGGAUCGAUUGUCGAUUGGAAUUGUGUGUCCAGAGAUUCGAAGUAAAUUGUUGAUUCCUGUUGCCGAUUUACGAGACGAAAGACCAAGAGAAUCAGAGUUGCGUCCAUUUUGGAUUGAACUGGAUGGAAAUGAUUUGGAAGUGAUGAUAAAUGAAACAAGUACCGAUGUGACACUUAGUAGGUUGGUUGUUUCCAUUGGUGAUAAAUUAUCGGGAAGUAAAGAGAUCGGCCGAAUGAGUAGCGAAGGGUCGGAAGCGAUUCGUUUUAGUAUCAAAAAAGGUGCCGAUACCUCGAGAUUUGUCGAGUCGCGAAAUGUCCAAGAUCUUCUCGAAGCGGCCAACAUGACCGAGUCUAUUUUUAUAUGUACAAAAGCACAAGCGACACCCGAAACUCCGUUUCAAGUGAAGACAAAGAUUGUUCGAAGUGAGAAAAAAGCAGAUGCCAAGACCUUUGUUCCCAAUAAUCUGAACAAUUCACGAGGUUAUUUCGAAACAUGUAAAUCGUUCACCCAACUGCAGGUGGAAUUGUCCGCCGACAAUGUGACCAUGUACUUUGAGAGUAAAGAGCAAAUCGAUCUGCUUUAUAAUGCACUGGGAAAUGAUCUCGCUCUUUGGACUCCAAACAGCGACAUCUCGAUCCGAUCUGGAGGACGAGAAUGUCCACCAAGCACCAAAUACUUUCCUUGUGGAACUGGAAUGAGCGACUCAAUCGAAUCCGAGUCUUCAUUCCACUCGAUCGGUGGCUCUUCGUCCAAUCAACACCUUCACAAUUUAGUCACUUGUUUACUUCGCUGUGAUACUCUUAGAGUGACCAUUGGUGACCAUUUGAUAAACAGUUGUAAUGUUUUCAUCGGGUUGACCUUUGGUCUAGAAGAUGACACUUGCAAUGUGAUCUCGAUCCAUGGACUGGGUGUUUGUUGGUCCUACAAUGGGGAGAAAGUGAUUGACAGCAAUCACCUUUGUCAGAAAGCGAGUUCACUGGACUUGACAUUCGAGAUCGACAAGAAAAAUGUGCCAGUGUCCAAGUCAAUAACCGUUGCCAUCAAAUUGUCGGAAGCGAUUUUGUUCAAAACUUGGCCAGAGAUUUUCGUCGAUUUCUGGAACUUGGUGAAUGUCACCAAUGAGGAGGUUCUCGGUUACACUCCACCCAAGAUUCAGACUGAACUUCACACAAGUAUAGUGAACGGAGCGAUCGCCUAUGGAAGUGACAAUGUCCCUGCUCCACCUCGACCAGUUUUAAUCACUUUCGACGGGAUCACAGUGACGGCGAUGGUGGUUGAAGAUACAAGUGACACUUUGCUGAGAUUCAUCAUUGAAGCUGCUUUUACUUUAAGAAAUAGUUUAUCAUCUCAGUGCCUAAGUAAUUACGUUUGCAUAAUCGACUCUGGAUUGAUCGACAUGAGCCUUAAAUUGUGUGAGGCGAAUAGGAUUGUGUUCAAAGCGAUGAACAACAUGAUAAAUGUGAGAAGUUGUUCCGAUUCAUUGGCAGCACUUUGUCAAUUGAUCAACAAUUUAAUUAAUCAAACAAAUGAGACGAAAGGUGAAGAUGAUCCUCCAAGUUACUCGAAAGCCAUUGGAAUGAGAAAAGGAUCGAAUUGCGAAUUGAUGAAAGUCAUUUCGAAAGAAGCUAAAGAUUGUCUCUGAAUUGUCCAGGAAAGAAGGAGAAAAGACAGAAAAGGAGAGAGAAAUAAAAGAAAGAAGGAAAUAAGAAGAAAAGGACGAACAAAAGAAGAAAAGGAAAAGGAAAAGGACAAAGAAAAAGAAAAAGAAAUCGACAGAGAAAAAGUCGAAAAAGGUUGGAGCAAACAAAAAGAACGAAUCAUGGCAACGAUCGAAAAUCCUGGACCAAGUACAAGUUCGGCAACUGGACUGAAAAAAGGAGAAAUGACAGAUUCUGGUUUCUGGUUAUUAGGUGACGACGAUAUCGGCGCUGGAAUCAAAGCGACCGAUGAUCCGAUCGUUAGAAUCUUGAAUCAUGAACCGAUCACAAUCAUGGAAGGAUUUUUCACCCCAGGCAAACAAAAAGAACCCUCAGAACUUUUGAAAUCUUUGGUCGCUCGAUAUUUCCUCGAGGAAAUGACCUUGUGUAUCAGUGUGUUUGGUGGUCGAGACUUUGAAGAUGACCAAGGAGGAAACGACGGAGGAGAAGAUGAAAAUCAGGUGGACGAGAAAGAGAAGGAAAAGGAAAAGGAAAAGAAGAAAAAGAGAGUAAAUGUCGAUUAUGAUGCUCGAAAUCGAAGUGAGAACAAAGUGAGAUUCGUCAAUGAUCCUGAGAACGAAGAUCCAAUCCAAGUUUGGGAGAGUAUAAAUUUAGAAAAGGGAUCGGAUUUGAUGGAAGCGACUUCAUCUCGACCUGUGGUGGGUUUUUCUCAUUGUAGAAAAACAAACGGCGGUCGAUUGAGGAAAGACGAUGUUUGUGUCCAGUUGCAAUUGACCAAAGUUCGACUUCUUUUCGACAAAUUCAACGAUUCAUGUAAUGUUUCAUGGAGAUGGUCAUUGAAUGUGAAGAAGGUCGAGAUCCGUGACUGUUUGUCGGUGUCCAAUAUAAACAAGAUGCUCUAUGAGUACAUUUCGGAAGAUAUUCCUCGUCGAAAUGAGUCGAGCAUGAUCUCCAUUAGAGCUAAAACAUUCCGUAAUCCAGUAGAUUCUCACGAAGAAUGUGAUCUGAGAGUCACAUUGAAACCACUUCGAGUGAACAUUGACCAAGAUACAAUAAUGUUCCUAUUUGAGUACUUCUCAUCUCUCAAAAGUCUGUUGGAUUCUCAAACUGUCCCGAUCACUCCGACGUCUUCUGGUUCCAAUACUCCGUCGCCUGUUUUUCCAAUAAGCGAAAGAGACUUUAAUGUCGACACUAAUGUUCAAACGAACGACAAUGAAAUGAACGGACUAAACUCUGAAGAUCCACUUGACUCGAAACCUUCAUCUCUAUUUGUAAAGUCCUUCGAAUUCACAUCAACUGUUUUAAUUCGUCUCGAUUAUCAUGGGAAAAGAAUUGACUUUGAUCAAGGAACAAUUCAAGGUCUUCUCAUGGGUCUUGGACAUUUGAAUCAUUCUGAACUUCACCUGAAAAAACUUCACCAAAAACGUGGAAUCCUUGGUGUUGAUCGAGUUGUUCAAUUCGCUUUGACCGAAUGGUUCGAGGACAUUAAAAGGAAUCAAAUUCCACGAAUAAUUGGAUCAAUUGGACCAUUGAACAGCGUUAGACAAUUAUUCCAAGGAGUAAUUGAUCUGUUUUGGAUUCUUGAUCAAUAUCGACGUGAUAGACGCAUUUUCCGUGGUAUUCAACGAGGUGCAACUUCGUUCUCAUCAUCAACAGCAACUGCGAUGCUCGAUCUUGCCAACAGACUUGUUCAUGUGAUCCAAGGAACUGCUCAAUUCGCUCACGAUGUUGUACUGACUCACAAUCGAUCUCCACAACACAACAUUCGAGGAUCAGUGCCAACAUCUCAACCUCGAGAUCUUCGGGAAGGGGUCGCUUCCGCUUACACCGUGAUGAGGGAAGGACUCAAUGAGACUUAUCGUAAUGUCGCAAAUGUUGGUGCUCAAUCCGAUGGGGUGACCGAAACCGUUGGCGUUUUCAUCGGCACUUUACCUUCAAACAUUUUGCAUCCGAUAAUCAAAGCAACUGAGGCAACAUCGAAUGUAAUUGUUGGAAUGAGAAAUCAAUUAACUCCCGAAGCGAGACAAGAUGAUCAAUACAAAUGGAAGACACGAAUCAACAAUCAACAAUUAUAAUCAUGAUAAUUUCUCAACUAGUUUAAUGGUAAAGAUGAAAUAAUAUUUCACAUUCUCAACAAUUAACUCACCCAAUCAAUGAAAACUCAUCAUCGCCAAAAAAAAGGAACAAAAAAUUGGAAAAAAUUUGACUAAAAAUCAAAGUUGUAAAAAAAUAAAUCGACAAUUAAUUGUCACUUUAUAUUGACUAAAAUAAUCGUAAAUGAAAUCAAAAGUUUUUGAUAUUUUAAUAACUAACAAUAAACAUCGUAAAUAAUUUUCAUUCAUCAAAA
Molecule: messenger RNA, 5991 nt
Organism: Panonychus citri (citrus red mite)
Lineage: Eukaryota; Metazoa; Arthropoda; Arachnida; Trombidiformes; Tetranychidae
Product: autophagy-related protein 2 homolog A-like
Biological process (GO): autophagosome assembly; reticulophagy; piecemeal microautophagy of the nucleus
Cellular component (GO): extrinsic component of membrane; phagophore assembly site
Molecular function (GO): phosphatidylinositol-3-phosphate binding
Source: RefSeq, a predicted model, not a curated record